UCCGGUGUCGUUGGCAACACUGUUACAUAAAUUAAAAAAUAUAUAUAAUACAGAAAAGAAAACAUUAGUUCUGACUAAUUAUUAUUUAUUAAUUAAAGGGAAAAGAUGCUAGGCGUAUAGCAAUGACAACGCAGUAUAAAAGAUUUACGAGGUUAAUAGCUAAGUGGCCAGUGGACAGCAACAAAGGUGAUAGGGACCUCGGUAAACUGAUUCGGGAUACAGUAAAGAGUGCCUUUGAAUUGUCCAACUCACAGGAUCUUAACUCAGAGUUUUGCAAUCAACAGUACAAUUCAUUGAAUAAAUUAGCAGACAACUACUACAAAAAGAAAUACAAGAGAAUAAGACAAAGUUCUGCGACAGGUCUAAGUAUCGAAGAGUGCAAUAUAAUUCUUUCUAAUGAAGUAUUAGAUUAUUUAAAAGAAGAAAAUAAAAGUUUCUUUCGGAAAAUCUUUCAAAAGGAUUCAAAAUUUAAAAACCAUACACCUGUUUUGCUAGAUGAAGUUCUAAAAUAUCUUCAACCUGGUGAUAAUGAAAUUUUUAUAGAUAUGACAUUUGGGGCUGGUGGACAUUCAAAAAAAAUUCUGAAAUCCUCUAAUUGUAAAUUAAUUACAUUAGACAGAGAUCCUAACGCUUAUGAAAAGGCAGUUAAACUAGCUGGAAAGUUCCCAAAUAGAGUGACGCCCCUUUUAGGGAGAUUUAGUGAAUUACCAAGUUUAUUAGAAAAAAAAGGCAUUAAACAGUCAACAGUAGAUGGAAUACUAUUUGAUUUUGGUUGUUCAUCUAUGCAAUUAGAUAAUGGAGACCGAGGUUUUUCCAUAAGUAAAAAUGGCCUGCUAGAUAUGAGAAUGGAUGCUGGUAGGGAUCCUAAUCAAAUCACAGCAAGAGAAGUGUUAGCCACAGCCAAUGAAAAUGAACUAUACAAGAUUUUUAAAGUUUAUGGUGAUGAAAAAAAAGCAGCAAAAAUUGCACAAACAAUUAUUCAAGCAAGAUAUAUGAUCAAAAACAUUGAUACCACUCAGGAGUUAGUAGAUGUAGUUGAUUCUUGUUGCCCUAAUGAAUUUCGUUUAGAUAAGCUUCAACGACCACAAUCAAAUGCUACAAAAAUUUUUCAAGCCCUUCGAAUAUUUGUAAACAAUGAACUUAAUGAAUUGAAUUAUGGUAUGGUCUUAGCUAAAUACUAUUUAAAACUUAAUGGUAGAUUAAUCACAAUAUGUUUUCAUUCUCUUGAGGAUACAAUUGUCAAACGUCAUAUAGCAGGCAAUAUUGUGAAUGAAACAGCCAACCCUGUACCUUUAAGAUACUUAAACCCUUUGUUAGUACAAGAUCAAGACACAAUCAAUCAUUUUUUGAAUACCCCAUGGAAGCAAUUGCAUAAACAUGUUGUUAUCCCAACUGAAGAAGAAGUUUUACGAAAUCCUAGAAGUAGAAGUGCUAGGUUGCGAGCUGCAAUCAAAAUUAAGUAAAAAAAUAAUUGUAUUUGUGAAUAGUUGUAGUAAAGAUGUAUUAUAUUUA
Pieris rapae (cabbage white) is the source of this 1512-nucleotide messenger RNA. Its product is annotated as probable methyltransferase-like protein 15 homolog. The transcript is spliced from 3 exons. Gene Ontology annotation, molecular function: rRNA (cytosine-N4-)-methyltransferase activity. Lineage: Eukaryota; Metazoa; Arthropoda; Insecta; Lepidoptera; Pieridae. Gene Ontology annotation, biological process: mitochondrial respiratory chain complex III assembly; rRNA base methylation. The record is from RefSeq and is a predicted model, not a curated record. Bases 123 to 1463 code for a protein of 446 amino acids.